UUGUAGGAGGAAUGUGUUUGGAGGUACUUUAUGUUGGUUCUGACUGUUGACUAUUAAUAAUGUUUUGCUUCACUGUGCAUGUGAAGGAUGAAUGGCUGACGGUUCCCUGUAAAGAUCCUUCUUAUAAUAUCCAAUGGCUGGGACAGGAAGCUCUGAGACGCUACAUGAAAGCUAAGGCAGAUGGUGGUGGCCUGGGGUGCACUGAAGAUGUCACGUUCUUAGUGAAGCGCUGUCAAGGGCAGAGUUUGUUGGAUCUUAAUGAUGCAAUUAAAGAUGUCUUGCAAGAUAAAGACUUCAUCCAGAUUGUUAUCCAAGGGCAAGAAGUUGAAUUUGAUCCACUGACUGACCACUUUGCCUCCCUUAAAUGCAGAAUGCUUCAAUAUUCUCAGCAGUACAUUUAUGUGGAUGGAAAUAGCUUAUCAACACAACAACUUGUUCAACUUGGCAAGGGGACUUAUAAAAUCAAGCUUACCACUGAGAGUGAAAGAAGAGUCAACAGAUCAAGAGAGCUGGUGGAAAGAAUCAUCACUGAAGAGCAAGUUGUGUACGGAAUAAACACAGGCUUUGGGAAGUUUGCCAGAACUGUUAUCGCCCCAGAUAAACUUGUGGAACUGCAGGAGAAUGUUAUACACUCCACUGCGGUCGGUGUGGGUGAGCCCUUGUCACCGGAGAGGUGCCGAAUGCUUCUGGCUCUCAGGAUCAAUGUCCUUGCCAAGGGUUACAGUGGAAUCUCCUUGGAGACCCUCCGUCAGCUGAUUGAGGCAUUUAAUGCUUCCUGCCUCUCCUAUGUCCCAGAGAAGGGAACCGUUGGGGCCAGUGGGGACCUUGCUCCCCUUGCCCACCUUGCCCUUGGACUGAUGGGUGAAGGGAAAAUGUGGUCGCCAAAAAGUGGCUGGGCUGACGCUAAGUAUGUUUUACAAGCUCAUGGGCUUCAACCAAUUUCACUAAAAGCUAAAGAGGUAAUAAAGAAGGGCUUUCAUCAACAAUUUGGACUGUCGCUGAUCAACGGGACACAGAUGAUCACCUCGCUGGGUGCAGAGGCGGUGGAGAGAGCGACGGCAAUAGCCCGGCAGGCUGACAUUAUUGCAGCUCUUACACUGGAGGUUCUCAAAGGCACCACUAGAGCCUUCGACAGUGGUAUGCACAAGCUGCGGCCUCACCACGGACAGAUGGAAGUGGCUACUCGAAUGCGGUCAGUCUUGGAUUCCGAUGUUCAUGCGUCUGAAAUCUCAGAGAGCCACCGGUUGUGUGAUCAAGUACAGGAUGCCUAUACACUCCGGUGUUGUCCACAGGUGCAUGGGCUGGUCAAUGACACAAUUGCUUUUGUGAGGGGUAUUCUGGAGACUGAAAUGAACAGCGUAACCGAUAACCCUAUUGUAUUUGCAGAGAGAGGGGAAAUUAUUUCAGGUGGGAAUUUCCAUGGUGAAUAUCCUGCUAAAGCUCUCGACUAUCUGGCGAUCGGUGUUCAUGAGCUAGCUUCCAUCAGUGAGAGGAGAAUUGAGAGGCUGUGUAAUCCGUCACUGAGCGAACUGCCCGCCUUCCUGGUAAAAGAGGGUGGACUUAACUGUGGCUUCAUGAUGGCCCAUUGCACAGCAGCUGCAUUAGUCUCUGAGAACAAGGUCUUGUGCCACCCAUCGUCUGUUGACUCGCUGUCCACCAGUGCUGCCACUGAAGACCACGUCUCUAUGGGGGGAUGGUCCGCCAGGAAGGCACUGAAAGUCAUCGAGCACGUGGAGCAAGUGCUUGCUAUCGAACUUCUUGCAGCCUGUCAGGGCCUAGAGUUUGUGCGCCCCCUGCACACAACAGAACCUUUGGAAAAAGUCUACCAGCUGGUUCGCUCAGUGGUGAAACCCUUGGUUAAAGACCGCUUUAUGGCUCCAGACAUCGAGGUUGUUCAGAGGCUGCUGACGGAAGAACAGGUUUGGAGAGCUGUACAGCCAUACAUGGAACAUUACAGACAAGCACAUGCACCAGAAUAGUCGUCGGCCAUGUGACAGCAGCCCAACAGAAAAUGGGUAUUUUGUUGGGCCAAUGUGAGCAGAAAUGUAAAGAAAUUUGAAGGUGAAAUAUUGACCCUCCACCUCAACACUAGAGAAAAGAAGUAAAAAAAACAAGGUUGUUCACCUGUUUGUCAUGUCUUCACACAGAAGUUAAUUAACCUGGCAACUCAUUUGAAAUGAUUCCUGAAUUUCAAAAUUGGAUACAGCAUAUUAAAGGCAUAGUCUUGGGCUGUGGGCAUCACUAACCUUGGGGAGUCAUUGACUUAGUACUGAGGAGUCACUUCUCUUUAGAGCUGAGUACCAUUCAUUGAAUGUCAUAGAGCCAUACAGCAUGGAAACAGGCCUUUUGUCUCAACAGGUCCACGCUGACAAAGCUAGUCUUGUUUGCCUAUAUCUCUAAAUCUUUCCUAUCCAUGUACCUGUCCAAGUUUUUUAUUCGAUGCUGUUGAUGUGCCUGGCUCAUUGCUUCCUCUGGCAGUUGUUCCAUACACUGACCACUCUCUGGUGAAAGCAUUGCCACUCGGGUUCCUGUUAAAUUUCUCCCCUCUCACUUUACCCUUGUCCUAUAAUUCUUGAUUCUCCAACCAUGGGAAAAAGACUGCAUGCAUUUAUCCUAUCUAGGACCCUCAUGAUUUUUAACACCUCUUAUAAUCAUUAAUCCCACUGAAUUAAGUCCCAAACUGCUCAACCUCUUUCCGUAACUAAGUCCCUUGAGACCUGAUUACAUCCUCUGCACUCAUUAUAGCUUAAUGCUAUCUUUCCUGGAGAUCUGUGAUCAGUUUCAGGGUCAGACCAUUCAUUGUCAAAGUCCUGCCGUGAUUUAUGUUCCCAAAAUACAACACCUUGUGGCGGCCUGCACAUGUGGGACUCGAACCACCAUCGGGAGCCACGGGCAGACAGGUGGUAGCGCGUUUGGAACUACCUGCUUGGGGCAGACCUUCCGGGGACAGUCUGAUGUCAGGUUGCAGGGGAGGGGAGAUUUAAGCACGUGAUUUUGAAUCAAUAAAGGCAUUCUGAGUUCA
Molecule: messenger RNA, 3022 nt
Organism: Hypanus sabinus (Atlantic stingray)
Lineage: Eukaryota; Metazoa; Chordata; Chondrichthyes; Myliobatiformes; Dasyatidae
Product: histidine ammonia-lyase-like
Exons: 20
Coding region: 60-1979 (639 amino acids)
Biological process (GO): L-histidine catabolic process
Cellular component (GO): cytoplasm
Molecular function (GO): histidine ammonia-lyase activity
Source: RefSeq, a predicted model, not a curated record